Messenger RNA from Eruca vesicaria subsp. sativa (arugula), 351 nucleotides. Lineage: Eukaryota; Viridiplantae; Streptophyta; Magnoliopsida; Brassicales; Brassicaceae. The record is from the annotation of a GenBank genome assembly.
AUGGCGACGCUCAGCAGUAACGUCGUGCAAUCAAGCUGGCCGAUGCAAACAAAUUGUCCAAACGAGACUCCUACAUUUUUUGGGAAGCCCGCUACGCUUAUACAAGGGUCACUCAAUGUUCACCGGCUUAACACCUUCAGACAUGUCUUGCAAGAAGGCUCAGUUUAUGAGCUAAGUGUCUUCGAUGUGGCAAGAAGCUUCCUGAGCUUCAAGUUUGGGGAUGCUCAUGUGUCUACUAGGUUCACUAAACAUACCGUGUUGGUUGAGCUCACUGAAACCAAUGAGCCGACUUGCUUUUGGCACUUGUCAACACAACCACUGAAUUGCCAGUUGCCAGGUUUAAACCCUUAA